Zasmidium cellare ATCC 36951 is the source of this 651-nucleotide messenger RNA. RefSeq lists its product as uncharacterized. Bases 1 to 651 code for a protein of 216 amino acids. Lineage: Eukaryota; Fungi; Ascomycota; Dothideomycetes; Mycosphaerellales; Mycosphaerellaceae. The record is from RefSeq and is a predicted model, not a curated record. The transcript has a single exon.
AUGUCACGGAAACGCACCGCCGGCGAGAUGGAGCAAGAAUUCGUGCCCGACACCCUUAACAGAAUCAGCAAGAAUGGCGAUGUCAUCUUUGAAGUUGGCGAGGAAGCGACUGCAAGAUGCCGGCUUCUCGUAUCCUCUGCAAUAUUGAUACAAGCCUCGACCACCUUUGCCGCAUUGCUGGGCCCUCGCUUCCGCGAGGGACAGCAACUUGCGUCUGCCAAUACCAAUGGGCCUGUAACCAUUCCACUUCCAGAAGACGAGCCGCAAGCAAUGUCAGAUCUACUCCGGUUGCUUCAUUUGGUCAAUGUGCCUCAGCUUGCAUCUGCCAAGGACAUCAAACGCAUACGCUCGUUUGCAGUGGCGGCAGACAAGUGGUGUUGCGUGGAGGCGCUUCAUCUGCAGUCGCAAGGCAUUCUUCUGAACUCACUCAACACGCUGAAAGCCCCUGACAGGGACGUCAGCAAUCCACUUGAGUACGGGCGGCCUAUGACUGAGCUGGCGAGCGCUGCACUUCUGCUCAAUCAGAAUGGAUCAUUUUCGUCUCUUAUAAGGCGGUUGUUAAUGCACUUCACGGGAUCGUUCCUGCAGUUGGCACCGGAUGUCGAGGCUAACGUCCUGCCAUUGGAGUUUUACUGUGAGUUCUACUUUUGA